This is a messenger RNA of Microthlaspi erraticum, 1983 nucleotides long. NCBI's taxonomy places the organism in Eukaryota, Viridiplantae, Streptophyta, Magnoliopsida, Brassicales, Brassicaceae. The record is from the annotation of a GenBank genome assembly.
AUGGCGGCGGCAACAGCAUCUUCCUCGAUCUCCUUCACCGCAAAACCUUCUCAUCCCUCCUCUUCCAAAUCUCCUCUUCCCAUUUCCAGAUUCUCCCUUCCUUUCUCCCUAAAUCCCCACAAACCUUCCUCCCGCCGCCGCAACCGCUCUCUCUCCUGCUCCGCCGUUCUCAACUCAGCCGUCAAUGUCUCAACUGAUUCCUCAUCAAAACCCACCGGAACCAAGCAAUUCACCUCCCGAUACGCCCCAGACGAGCCCCGAAAAGGAGCUGACAUCCUCGUGGAAGCCCUGGAGCGUCAAGGAGUCGAGACCGUCUUCGCCUACCCAGGAGGCGCGUCGAUGGAGAUCCACCAAGCCCUAACCCGCUCCCCCACAAUCCGCAACGUCCUCCCUCGCCACGAGCAAGGGGGAAUCUUCGCCGCCGAAGGAUACGCCCGAUCCUCAGGGAAGCCUGGAGUCUGCAUAGCCACCUCCGGCCCCGGAGCGACCAAUCUCGUCAGCGGAUUAGCCGACGCGAUGCUCGACAGCGUCCCUCUCGUCGCCAUCACAGGACAAGUCCCUCGCCGGAUGAUCGGCACCGACGCGUUCCAGGAGACGCCGAUUGUCGAGGUAACGCGUUCGAUUUCCAAGCACAACUACCUCGUGAUGGAUGUUGACGACAUCCCUAGGAUCGUAGAGGAAGCUUUCUUCCUAGCGACCUCGGGUCGACCCGGACCCGUAUUGGUUGAUGUACCUAAAGAUAUCCAGCAGCAGCUCGCGAUUCCGAAUUGGGAGCAGCCGAUGCGUUUACCUGGUUACAUGUCGAGAAUGCCUAAACCUCCGGAGAGUUCUCAUUUGGAGCAGAUUGUUAGGUUGAUCUCUGAAUCCAAGAGGCCUGUGUUGUACGUUGGUGGUGGAUGCUUGAAUUCGAGCGAUGAAUUGUGUAGAUUUGUCGAACUUACUGGGAUCCCUGUAGCGAGUACAUUGAUGGGGCUUGGAUCUUAUCCUUGUACCGAUGAUCUCUCUCUGCAUAUGCUUGGAAUGCACGGGACUGUGUAUGCUAAUUACUCUGUGGAACAUAGUGAUCUGUUGCUUGCGUUUGGGGUUAGGUUUGAUGACCGUGUGACCGGGAAGCUUGAGGCUUUCGCUAGCAGGGCUAAGAUUGUUCAUAUUGAUAUCGACUCUGCUGAGAUUGGGAAGAACAAGACGCCUCAUGUGUCUGUCUGUGGAGAUGUGAAGCUUGCUUUGCAAGGGAUGAAUAAAGUUCUUGAGAGCCGUGGAGAGGAGCUUAAGCUUGAUUUCGGGGUUUGGAGGAGUGAGUUGAAUGAACAGAAGAAGAAGUUUCCGUUGAGCUUCAAGACGUUUGGUGAUUUGAUUCCUCCUCAGUACGCGAUUAAGCUCCUUGACGAGCUAACCGAUGGGAAGGCGAUUGUUAGCACCGGUGUAGGGCAGCAUCAGAUGUGGGCGGCGCAGUUUUACAACUACAGGAGACCUAGGCAGUGGUUGUCGUCGUCAGGGCUUGGAGCUAUGGGUUUUGGACUUCCCGCUGCGAUGGGAGCGGCUGUGGCGAACCCUGAUGCGAUCGUUGUGGAUAUUGACGGAGACGGAAGCUUCCAGAUGAAUAUACAGGAGCUGGCGACGAUCCAUGUAGAGAAUCUUCCGGUGAAGAUAAUGUUGUUGAACAACCAGCAUCUUGGGAUGGUUAUGCAGUGGGAAGAUAGGUUCUACAAGGCGAACAGAGCUCACACGUAUCUUGGAGAUCCGGCGAAUAAGAAGAAGAUAUACCCAGACGUGUUGCUGAUUGCCGCGGGUUAUGGGAUCCCGGGGGCGAGGGUGACGAAGAAAGAUGAGCUCCGAGAGGCUAUUCAGACCAUGUUGGAUACACCGGGGCCGUACUUGUUGGAUGUGGUUUGUCCGCACCAAGAACAUGUGUUGCCGAUGAUCCCGAGUGGCGGCAGUUUCAAGGAUGUCAUUACGGAAGGAGAUGGUCGGACCAAGUUCUGA